AGGGUAAUUCAAUGUGUAUAUUCUUGUUUAAGAAGUGAAUGUGAGAGGGGUAACGUCAUUUUGAGAGCAAAGCGCCCAUUCAUCUCCCUUAAGCCUCGUUUCCUCCUCGAAAACCCUGCUUCUUCACUUCCCAUAACAAUGGCGAAUAAUUUCUCUAACUCUCCUCCAAAUUUGGAUGACGGUGAACUUUGGCUACCUUCCGAUAUCUUCGUCCACGAACCCCCUUCCAAAUUCAACCCCCGCCUUCACCACCAUCACCUCCCUUUCACUUGCAUGGAUGAAUUAGCUCCUCGUUUCGCCGCCCUUUCGCUUCCUAAGCAUCACCAGAAACUACCCAAAGUCACCAACUUUCAGAGGCUUAAAGAACCGGUUCGCUACGGUUCAGUUCAUGGGGCUGGCUUGGGUCAAAACUCGUACGGGUUCAGAAACGGUCCAUUUCUUGCUGGGACUAAACCGGUUUAUGAGUUCCAGUUCUUGAAACCAACUCAAGCUCAGGUUGAGAGCUACGUUGAAGCCAGGGUUAGGUCUCUGCAAAGGCAACAACAAAACCGGCUUUUUCAAAACCGGGGUUUGCCAUUUGAAGCUAAUGGUUUUAAUAAUUAUAAAUUGGGGUUAGGUGGUGGUUUGGUGAGAGAAUCUGGUGGCACUGGUGUGUUUCAUCCUCGUAUUGUGAACACCCCUUUUGAUUCCACAAAGAAACAAAGUAUGAGAAAUAGACAACCCCAAGAGAUGAUGAAAUCCAUGAAAAGAGUUGGUGUUGUGAAACAAGAGGAUUGCUAUUAUAAUCUUCCACCAGAGAUGGGGUUUCACAGGGACCGGACUUGGUGAUUUGCCAUGAUUGAAUAAGAGAGGAUGAAGAUAGAAGGUGAAAUAAACUUUUGGGUUUUCAGCCAGAUCUUUGAAGGAAAAUGUAGGGUAUGAUUUAGGUUUUGUAGAGAUAAAUAAGUGGUCCUGUGGGAGAAUUGAGUUGACUUAGGUAUUUUGGGCAUCUUUUUUUGUAAUAUGUUUUGAUGUAGCACUGGUAGGAAUAUUUAAAGCUCUUUUACUUGAGAAAAGACAAAUUGAUAUUGGCUUUG
Molecule: messenger RNA, 1076 nt
Organism: Gossypium raimondii (Peruvian cotton)
Lineage: Eukaryota; Viridiplantae; Streptophyta; Magnoliopsida; Malvales; Malvaceae
Exons: 4
Coding region: 139-828 (229 amino acids)
Source: RefSeq, a predicted model, not a curated record